UCUACCCUCUUUCCCACACCCCCACCUGCUGCCAGUCAUCAUGCCUCGGGGCCAAAAGAGUAAGCUUCGUGCCCGCGAAAAACGCCGCCAGGCUCGAGAGGAGCCCACUGACCCAGUGGAUGCUCCUGCCACUGCACCAACAGAAGAGUCCCCUUCUUUGCCAUCGCCUCAUUUCAAAGAUGUUCCCUGGAGCCCACCUGCCACUGGAACACCCAGCAGUCUUCAGGUGUCUGCCACCACUUUAGCUGCAGCUGUUUCAAACAUAAGAUUUAAUGAAGGUGCCAACAAUCAAGGCGAGGAAAUGCCAAAUGCCUCACAGGCCCAGGAUACCACUGAGCACUGGCCCCAAUGCCCUAUAGAUAAAAAGGUUGCUAUGUUGGUGUACUACCUGCUGUACAAGUAUCAAGUGAAAGAGCCCAUUACCAAGGCAGAUAUGCUGAGAAAUGUAAUCCAGGUGUACAAGAAUCACUUCUGUGAGAUCCUCAGGAAAGCCUCUGAGCAUUUGGAGCUGGUCUUUGGCCUUGAUGUGAAGGAAGUGGAUCCCAACAGGAAUACUUAUGUCCUUGUCAACAAACUGGAAUUAAGCUGUGAUGCACAGCUGAGUGAUGACAGAGAAAUUCCCAAGACUGGUCUGCUGAUGACUGUUCUGGGCGUGAUCUUCACGAAGGGCAACCGCGCCACUGAGGAGCAAGUCUGGGAAGUGCUGAAUAUGAUGGGUGUAUAUGCUGGGAGGAAGAACUUCAUCUAUGGGGAGCCGAGGAAGCUCAUCACUGAAGAUUUGGUGCAGGAAAAUUACCUGGAGUACCGCCAGGUGCCCGAGAGUGAUCCUCCCCGCUAUGAGUUCCUAUGGGGUCCAAGAGCCCACGCUGAAACCAGCAAGAUGAAAGUGCUGGAGUUUGUGGCCAAGAUCAAUGAUACGAUCCCCAGUGCCUUCCCAUCCUUGUAUGAAGAGGCUUUGAGAGAUGAGGAAGAGAGAGCCCGAGCAAGAGCUGCAGCCAAGGCUCGUACCGCUGCCAUGGCCAGUGUGCACUCCAGGGCCAUGGCAAACAGCUUUUCCUGCCCUAAGUGA
Molecule: messenger RNA, 1069 nt
Organism: Camelus dromedarius (Arabian camel)
Lineage: Eukaryota; Metazoa; Chordata; Mammalia; Artiodactyla; Camelidae
Product: melanoma-associated antigen B10-like
Exons: 1
Coding region: 41-1069 (342 amino acids)
Biological process (GO): negative regulation of transcription by RNA polymerase II
Cellular component (GO): nucleus
Source: RefSeq, a predicted model, not a curated record